AUGAGGUUCCUCUACCUUGUCUUCGCUGUCUUCCUCCUGGCCUCCUUGGCUGUCCCAGGCUACGGGCAGGUGCAGGUCUUGAAGCACUGCCCCAAGGUGGGACACUGCUCCAGCGGCUGCAGCAAGGUGGACGUGUGGGCCUUCUCCUCCGACUGCAAGUACUACUGCUGCAUCCCACCCGGCUGGAAGGGGAAAUAG
This is a messenger RNA of Calidris pugnax (ruff), 198 nucleotides long. Its product is annotated as cygnin-like. The transcript has 2 exons. The record is from RefSeq and is a predicted model, not a curated record. NCBI's taxonomy places the organism in Eukaryota, Metazoa, Chordata, Aves, Charadriiformes, Scolopacidae. Bases 1 to 198 code for a protein of 65 amino acids.